GCCAAGUCCCUCGAUUACGAAAUGGUCGAAGAGUUCUGCGAAGAGCUUGAAAAUCUGAGCUCGUUCAAAUCGGGGGAGCAGGACGAUGAGGACGAGGAGUCUGCUUCAUCAUCUGGAGGCGGGGACGUAGGAGUCUCCCGAACUGCGGAUGGGGCAUCCACGUCGGCUGCCAUUCCAUGCCCGAAGCCGGUGUCUGCCGUCAAAGGUGUCGCGGUGUCGAAAAGGGUGAGGAGGCCGAAGAAGGGGCCGGCCUUUUCUUACCUAGAUCUCGCCAACAUUUACAUCAUCAGGCCGCAGAGCAACGCGGGUGAAUACUUAGUCGCACAGAUGUACGUGGGGCCGUUUGGUAGGGCAAGGGCUCCCAGGCCGACGGACCAUGUUCUCAAUCCACCCCCUGGAUACUUUGGAGUGUACCCGAUGAGUUUCGCCAAAGGACUUCGGUUCCCUCUUCACCCGUUCAUCAUUGAGUACCUAGACAUGGUAGGUCUCCCUUCGGCCUUGUUGACGCCGAACAGCUACUCGCUCAUCGUUGGGUUCCUCCUACGUUGCGCUGAGUUGGGUUUACGGCCGACGACGGCUCUAUUCAUUAACCUCUAUCAGAUAGGCCGGGGGAGUCAUCAGAACUGCGCUUGCUAUGCCACCCUCCAACAACUGCUGAAGAAGAGAAGCUUCACUGACCUGCUGUCAUCCAUCCACGGUUAGAAGAGUAAGUUUGUAUUUGUGUCGUUGGUUGAGGGGGGCGUUGAAUUUCCCUCCGUCGGCCACAGUGGGCGAUUCAAUCUUCACGACCCGCCGAAGAGCUCAAUCUUGGACGCUCAGGUGGCAGCUUUCCUGAAGGGAGGGCCGAGGAGCGUGAAGACGUACAUCACGGAGUACAAGAUGGCCGCCCUCGGCUUCGUGAGGUAUUUUGUAUAUGGUGAUAAGGAAGAUGAUGUAGAGAUGUGGCCGAAGAUGACCACAACUUACGAGGAGGCCGAUGGUCCUGAUCUGGGGGUGCCAGCUGAGGCCGAUGGUUUUGUUAUGGAUCACAUGUCCUUCAUGAAGAGGGCACAACUAAAGGCGUCCGAAGAGCUGAAAGCUCAGCAGGCCGCUAAGCCGGCGGCCGAUGCGGGACAGCCCGCUACUGCCCCUGCGACGAAGCCCCUUGUCCAGCCGAAGAAGAAACGGCCGGCCGAUGAGGGCCAGAAGAAACUUACUGAGGCGGGCUUGAAGCUUACCAAGAAGCCGAAGAGGGCUUCUCCUGCUGGUGAUGCCGGUACGUUGACUGUUCCUUAUGGGGACGAAGGUAGCUCUAACGCCGAUGCGUUGGUGGAUCUGACUUCGGGCCCUCCGUCCACCGCUGUAUCCAACCUUCCUCCCGCCGCCGCAGCCACCCGGAUGAAAGGGUCCGGCCGAGAGUUGGUCAAGGGGACCUAUAAGCUCGAGGUUGAAUACCCCGUUAAGGGUGGUUUAUUCAACGAGAUUGUUGAUGGCCAUGAGGUGAUCUCCCAGGCCAUCCCCGACGAGGACCGGGCUUAUCUGAAAAAGCUCGGUAAUGUCAAAAUGUACGACGGUGGGAUAGACCACAUCAUCCAAGCUUGCAUAGCCCUCGGCGAACACGCCAGGAGGUUCGAUGAGUGGCGCCUCCAGAAGGCACAACAGGAGGAGUCCCUCAAGAAGCUUAUUCACGAUAAUGCCGAGGCCGUGAGGCAGAUGGCUCAACUGGAGAGGGGCCUCCAGCAGGCGAGGGCGGAAGCAGAGAGAGCGGCCAAGGAGAGGGUGGAGAUGGAGAAGGCGGCUGCCGAGGCUGCGAAGAAGGCCCUUGAAGACGCCGAGGCCGCCAAAGCAGAGGUCGCCGCUGCUGCAGUUCCUGCCUUCAUGACCGAGGGCUGGAAGGCCGAAGGCCAUAAAGACUGGGUGGCCUCGGUUAUGGAGAAUUCUGCCGAGGGGUGGGUGAAGGGCCCCGUGGCGAUGUGGCUAGCCCGAAAGGGUGAAGAUUACUACGCCGGGGGGGAUUUCUUUACCCAGGCCCUAAUCUACAGGAGGCUCGCCCGGCACCUGAAGAUAGAGCCAACGGCCUUCGACCCGGCGGCAUACGGUCUCCCCCCCCCUCCAGCAUGAUAUCAGAGUCCCCCUUCCUGAGGGCAUCGAGAGGCCAGAACUGGAAGAUUCAGAACUCCUGAAAGAGGCCGAGGGCGAUGAAGCAGAGGCUGAUGCGGAGGUCAUCUCGAAGCCUGUGGAAGAGGCUGCCCCCGGUGCUGACAAUAUGUGAUAUGUACUUGUAGUGUUUUGAAUUCCUUUGUUUUUUGUUUGUAAUGAAUAUUCGUGUACUCUCGGCCUCGGCCAUAUUGUAACAUAUAUAUUUUAACUCCUCCCUGAAUGCAUGAAUGUUUGCCUUCGGGCUUUUUGUAUAGUUCGUUUCCU
Molecule: messenger RNA, 2403 nt
Organism: Cuscuta europaea
Lineage: Eukaryota; Viridiplantae; Streptophyta; Magnoliopsida; Solanales; Convolvulaceae
Source: the annotation of a GenBank genome assembly